Molecule: messenger RNA, 672 nt
Organism: Endocarpon pusillum Z07020
Lineage: Eukaryota; Fungi; Ascomycota; Eurotiomycetes; Verrucariales; Verrucariaceae
Exons: 3
Coding region: 1-672 (223 amino acids)
Source: RefSeq, a predicted model, not a curated record
AUGUCUUCUUCAUCAGCUCCAACAACCGAGAUCGCCGUCCUGACCCUGAAACCCGACACGCCCAUCGAAGACAUCUCCACCCCCGCGGGCCAGAUCUUCAAUCAGAUGCUGAACAGCAUCAAAUCACAAUCCGGAUUCCAGCGCCAAUACUGGGGUCGACAGCUCGAGAACCCCAACCAUCUCGUCUUCUCCAUCGACUGGGACAGCAUCACCUCGCACACCUCAUGGAUGAGCUCUCCCUCCUACCAACAAUUCUCCUCCGACAUCUCCCCGCUCCUCGACCUCACCACCUCCUCCUUCCCCCCCAACAUCAUCCACCUGAACUUCCACCCGCACCCGCCCGACACCCCGCGCUCCGCGCAUCCGCCCUCGAAGCCGCCGUCACCGAGCUGGCGGAUCUCUGCUUGGGGAAGAGCGAGGGCGAAGCGGGAGCGGGAACAGCCGAUGCAACAUCAUGCCGGCACGGACGGGGCGGCCAUCAGCCUCGGCUUGAUGGUCGGCUGGGCCAGCAAGGACGAUCAUCUGGCGGUCAGGGAGUCGGAUGCGUUUGCGCAGAAGGUCAAGCCCGUCAGGGAGAUGGCCUUGCCGAGUGAGAAGACGAGGGGCGGGGCCGGGGCCAUGUAUCAUGUGGCUUUUUCGAGGUGGGGCGCGGGCGUUGGGGUGGAGGUGUGA